UAUAAGUAUACUUUAACUCUAUGAAUUAUUAUAUUUAUUCCUUUGAAAAAAAAUUAUUAUAUUAAUUUAUUGAUACAUAGAAAUGUACAAAAUUAACAGAUCCCGAUCAUAUUCAAAGAUUAAGAUCUGAAUGAAGACUAUUCUUUUCGAUAAUUUAACAGAUCCUCAUUAUAUUAAAAGAUCAAGAUUUGAACGAAGAAUAUUCUUUUUCGAUAAAUUAACAGAUCCCGAUCAUAAUAAAAUAUCAAGUUUUGAAGGAAGAAUAUUCUUUUUCGAUAAAUUAACAGAUCCCGAUCAUAUUCAAGGAUCAAGUUUUGAAGGAAGAAUAUUACUUUUCGAUAAAUUAUUAGAUCCCGAUCAUAUUCAAAGAUCAAGAUUUCAACAAAGAAUAUUCUUUUUCGAUAAAUUAACAGAUCAUAAAAGAUCAUUCAUUGAUAUCAUUGUUAUAUUUCAUAGAUUUCAUAUUUUGAAAGUUCAUUAAUUAUUGAUUUAUUAAAAGGGGGGAAGAAAAUAGUUUAUCACUAAUGGAAUAUUAUAUAAUUAAUUAUUAAUUAAAUAAAUAAUUAUUAAUUCUAUUUAUAUAUAAUGAGAAGAUUUUCUACAUCUUCAAGUACAUCAACAAAUCAAAGACAAAUGUUUCCACCUUCAUUACCUGCACCACCUUAUCCAGCUCCAGAUCUUAGUCCAGUAAAAAACAAAUCACGAAGAACAUCUGCACCAGCUGUAUCACAUCGAAGUUACGAAGUUGUUGACAGUUGUAACAACAACAGAAAUAGCCAACGUAUUAAUAUUGAAAUUAUGGAUAUGAACAAAUAUCAUGUUAAAGCGGAUGAAAAAAUUAUGAAUGAUUUAUCUCCAAAAUAUUUACUUCAUAGUCCACCACAAUCAUUAGUUGCAGAAAGUGUUUCUCAUUCUGAAUUUGAUAGUUUACUCAUAGCUAAUGAAGGUUUUUCUAUAGAAAACGAUUUCAUCAAUAAAAUUAAAAAUAAUUCAGUAUCUAAGUCAAACCUUUCACAGUAUAGUGAAGAAAGCUUAUUAACAACACUUGUUCAAUGUCAAUAUCAAACAGAAAACUAUAUGAAUCACAAAUUCAAAAGAAAAAUCAAUCUAACUAGCCAUGAUACCUGCUUUAAAUCAUUAAAGCCUACUUCAUCUAAUAUUUUUAAUCCUAUCAAAUUACCAGAUCAACCAUGCCUUAAUCAAAGAUUAAUGAAUGAUUAUGAUAAUUUUAAUAAAAUCAAUAUAUUAAAUAAUGAUAGUACCAUUGCAUUCAAUGAUAUUUCAGGCAUUAAAACAACAAAAACUUAUCAUCGAUUUAUUAUAUCAAACAAACAAAACCCUAAAUCUACCAAUCAUACCCCAUUAGAUAAAAUGAAUAUAAACCAUAGAAAUAUUGAUUUAAAAACAAUAAAUAAAGUUGAAUUAGCUAAACGUUAUUGGGAAAAUUAUUUUAAACCAAAACCACCAAGAAUUACAAAAAACAAAAUUAUAGAAAAUAAUCUAAUGACUAAAUCUACUACUAUAAAUAUUAAUAAUAAAUUAACAGAUCUAUGUUUACAAUCUACUAAUAAUGAUUAUAACUAUCAAAACUAUAAUAUUAAAAAUUGUAUAGAUAACAAAUAUGAUUUUGUUAAUAAUCAAAGACAAUAUAAGCAUAAUGAUAAUGAAUAUGUACAAAUUUCACAAUUUGGAAUUUUAUCAACAUGUACAAGUUCAAAUUCAUCAACAACUAAUUCAAUUAUAAAUCAAUCAGAAUUUUUUCCCCUUACCAAUAAUAAUAAUAAUAAUAAUAAAACAAAAUAUAUUGGGAAAGGUUAUUCUCCAUCAUUUAUACGUUUAAUUAAUGAUUAUGAAUUCAAUAAUAUUGAAAAAAAUCAACAACAAAAUUCUUAUGAAUUAAUACAAUUAUUAUAUAAGGAGAAUCAAUUACAUAAUCAUUAUUCUUCUAAUUCAACAUUAAAUCAUAUUGAAACUACAGAAACAUUUGAAAAGCAUAAUAAUACUACUAACAAUACUACUAAUAAUAAUACUAAUAAUAAUAGUACUAAUGGUAAUAAUGGUAAUAGUACUAAUAGUAAUAAUAAUAAUAGUAAUAAUAGUAAUAAUAAUAAUAAUAAUAAUAGAGAUUUAAAUGAUUCAGCUAAAGAAAUUAUAAUAAAUAAAAAAUAUUUAUAUCAAAAUAAUAUCGAAUUUCCCAAUUAUAAUAAUCAUGAAUAUUUAGAUUAUUAUAAUAAUUUUUUACACCCCCAAUCGGUCACUUUGAGACGUCAUUGUAUUUAUUUAGAUAAUAAUAAUAAUGAUAAUAGUAAUAAUAAUAGUAAUAAUCACAGUAAUAGUAAUAAUAAUAAUGAUAGUAAUAAUAAUAGUAAUAAUAUAAGUAAUAAUAAUAAUAGUAAUAGUAAUAAUAAUAAUGAUAGUAAUAAUAAUAGUAAUAAUAUAAGUGAUAAUAAUAAUAGUAAUAGUAAUAAUAAUAAUGAUAGUAAUAAUAAUAGUAAUAAUAUAAGUGAUAAUAAUAAUAGUAAUAGUAAUAAUGAUAAUAGUAAUAAUAAUAGUAAUAAUAAUGGUAAUAAUAAUGAUAAUGUUAAUAUACCUUCUAGUAUACCAUUAAAUAAUUUACAAGGAACUAAUGAAAAUAAUAAAAAUACAAAAAUAAUAAGAACACAAAAUAAUCCCCCCUAUACAUAUAUUAAUAAUAGAAUACAGACACAUCAUAAUUUAAACAAUAAAUCUGAUUGGUCAAAAUGCUCCAAUAAAAAACAAGACACAUUUCAUAAACAUAUAAAUAAAACAUUUAAACAAAAUAAUAAAAAAAAUAAUAAUAAUACUACAUUAAUUGAUCAUUUAAUAAUACCCAUUCAUAGAAGAUAUUCAACUAUAUAUCCAAGUAUAUAUUCAAUAGAUUAUAAUCUUUUAAAAUCUAAUUUAAGGAAUCAUUCAAUAACACCGCCAACAACAACAACAACACCAACACCACCACCAACAACAACAAACUAUAUUGAUAGAAUUGAAUUAUUUGAUAAAACAAUUAAACAUAUAUCAUCUAAUGUGAAAUUAAACAAGAAAACAGAAUAUCCGAACGACAAAUUAAAACAUAUACUAUUUUCUUCUUAUUCAUCAAUUUCUACAUCUAGUUUAAUAAGUAGUAUAUCAGUAGAUAGAAAACAUUUUGUGCAUAAUAAUAAUAAUAAUUCAUUUGAAUUAUUCAAUCAUAAAGAACAAUUUUUAUCAUUACAAGAUUAUUGUCAAAGAAAAAUCUCUUUUAUUAAUGAUAAAAUUAAACAUAAACAAGAAACUUCUCCAUUACAACUAAGUGGAGUGAAUGAAUUGUCAUUAUCGCCAAGAAUUUACUAUGAUAAUUAUAUAGAAGAUGAUAAUGAUAAUGAUGUAGAUGAUAAAGAAAAUGACACGAAUAGUCACAAUGAUGAUUAUGAAAAUGAAAAAGUUAAGCAUAAAUUAAAAAUGUCACUUUCACCUGCAGCUCAACGAUAUGAAGAACAUGUAUUAGCUACUGUUUCUAGUAGACCAUAUAAUAAAACUGGGAAUCAGAUAUUUUUUAAUGAUCAUAAAAAUUAUGUAACUCAUCAAAAUCUUAUUAAAAAAGUUCAUAUAUUACCUGAAUGUCAGUACGAUAAAAAACCUAUAGAGAUUAUCAAAGAUUAUAAUUAUGAUGAAGAAGAAAAUGAUUCAACUAAUCAACAAAAUGAAGAUUUAUUUAAUGCAGAAUUAUGGCGUGAGAAAUUUGGUGCUAUUACUAGAUGGAGACGUGAAGUUGAUGAUGCUAUGUUAGCUGGUGAAACAGAAAGAUUUCAUUCACCAGAAACUAUAUUACAUGAUAAUUGUGUAAAAGAAGAGUUCAGUAGAUCUCCUAUACCUAAUCAACACAAUGUAACGAACUAUUUAAAACCAACAAUUGUUCAAGCAAAUCCUUUUCAAUCAAAUGGGUUAUAUUCAUCAAUAAAUAACGUAGAAACAAACUAUUCAACUUCAUCUCCUUUUCCAAAUGUACAAUCCUAUACAAAUAGCAAACCAUUGGUUAGUGGAAAAGAAGCAAUUGGAACAAAACAGCAUAUAUUGUGUUCACCUAACAAUCUAAAGUCAAAUACAUAUCAAAUACCAAUGACGAAAAAUAUGAAUGUGUAUGAUAAUGUGGUACCAAAGUGCUAUCAGCCAACAAAUCAUACUGUACCAUCCAAAGUUGUAAUCAAUCCUAGUGGAGUAGCAAAUGAUCAAACUUAUCAAUAUGAUAAUAAUAUUCGACCAGAGGACUCACAACAGAUCAAUUCAAAAUAUCAAGCAAUAAGGAUUAAAGCACCUAUACCUAAAUUACAAUGUUCACGACAACGAUCGAAUUCAGGUAAUGCUGGUGUUUUACAACCUGGUCAACAAAUAGAAAAUUUUACAAAUAUACCCAAUCAUUAUUAUUAUCCAUCCAGUAACCCAGUGAAUUUAACACCCAAUAUUCAAGGAUCAAUUCAUCAUUCAUAUGAACCAAAUAUUCCAUUAUCCAAUAUGAAUUCAUCUAUGAAUAAAUAUAAGAAUUCAACAAUUAAAUCAUUUCGAAAUUUUCUCACUCCAAAAUUAAGACGUAAAACAUAUGAAUUGGAUAGAACAGAAUCUGUCCGAUCGAAACAAGAUGAUCACAAGCUAAUGAAUAACUCAGUUGAACAACAUUUAGAUAAUAAUAAUUCAAGAUCAAUAAAUGAAAGAAAUAAUCCAUUGAAAAAAGUUGUCUCAUCAACAUCUUAUACUGAUGCGCUCAAUUUGGCUGUUGCUGCUAAUACGGCAUUAAAUGAAGCAUUUAAUCAAUCUAUAACUUCAACAGAUUCCUGUCAGAAAACUAAUUCAACUACCCCGAUAUCCUUCAAACAACAGAAAUUCAAAACUACCACUUCACCAAUCAAUCCAGGCUCUUCAAUAAUAACUAAUGAAAGAUCACCAGCUGAAGUAAAUUUAACACCAAUUGAUGUAGUCAAAAUAGAAAAUAAAACGAAUACCUGUAAAUGGACUAAAAUUAGUAAACCAUAUAAAAAUAUCUCUCUUUCUCCAAUUUCAUCAAUUUCACAGUAUAAUAAUGGAGAUAAAAAUUCAUCAGUAGACAAUCCAAUGGAUAAGAACAAAUUUAAAAUUGAUACAACAGAACAAACAUUGUAUUCAGAUAAUAAAUGUAGAAGCCCUAAAUUAUUAAUAAGUGAAAAAUCAGAUGAUUUCACUGAAACAAAUACAGAUACUAAACGGAUACAUGGACGUGUGAAAUCAAGCCUUCGUCAUUCUGUUACAUUAAGUCCAUGUCGUCGUAAACCAGAUGUAACUUUAGAACAAUGUAAUAGUCCAUAUCUUCAACCAAGUCCAUUAGCUUUAAGCUCAGGAUUUGUAUCAGCUGGAUCAAUUGUGAAUACAGUUGAAGAAUGUAAUGAAAAAAUGAAUAAAGAUGGAUUUGUAGAAACUUCAUCAAAAGUAAAAUCUGUUCCUCCACCAGUUGGUGUUCAUGACUAUCCUAUUGUUACUAAUUUAGAAAAAGAUUUAAACAAAAUUGAUAGUUUAAUUAAUGACUCUUUAAACAUUCAUCUAACUGAUACUACUACUUCACAAAGAAAAUCAAAUCCAUCUGAAUUAUCCAAUAACUCUAUACAAAAGUCAAAUGAACAACAACAACAAUCUAAACCUAAUAAAUCAUUACCAUUACAAACAUUACCACCAUGUAAAUUAUUACUUGGUCGUGUAGCAUCUAAUGAAGAUAUUUGUAUUGAAACUGAAACACCAUUUUCAUUUAAUAUAGCUGCUACUGAUAAAGAGAUUUGUAUAACACGAGUAGCUUCCGUUGAAGAUUUAAAAUGUCAACAAAACCACCAACAUGAUCCAUUAAAAGGUAACAAUAAUCCUAAUAAUAAUAAAUCAAUAAAAAGAAAUUAUAAACGUAUACCAAUUAGUUUACGUUUAACAUUUGGUUCUGAAUCAAAACUUAAUCAAUCCAUUGUACAUUCUAAUGAAAAUUAUCGUGCAAUGUAUUAUGUUGAUAUACCACAAUGUUCUAGAACAACUGAAUUAAGACGUAAAACAAAUCCAUUAAAAAAUUAUAAUACUAUUGAUAAUCAUAAUACACAAAAUAUAAUACGUUAUAGUUUACCAUGUAUUACAUAUUGUGAAGAAUUACCAAAACCUAUUUCAUUAUUACCACCAUUAAGUAUAGAAAAGAAUCGGUGAUAUUGAAAGUGUUCAAUGAAAUAUCAUUUUUUUUUCUUCUUUUCCACAUCAAUCUAAUGUUAACCUUAUAGGUAAAAGAAAAAAAGAUAUUAUACUGUUAAUGAAAUAUCUUCCUCUCAUUUUUUGAUUCUGUUAAUAAUAUAUGACAAUGAAUGAUUGAAUGAACCCUUUUGAUAAAAGAAGAUAAAUGAAAAGUCAACAAAAAGAAAUUGUACUAAUGAUUAUGCAACAUUGAAUUUCGAAUGUAAUUAUUACUGCAUUUAAAGAAGAAAAAAAAGAAAAAAACAAAAAAAAAGAAAAAAAACAGAGAGAUAACCUAUUACUGUUUAUGUAACAUUAUUGAUAUAUUAUAAUAAUAAUAAGUAAUACUUGUAUAAAGUAUUUGAAAGGAUACUAUUAUCUUUAAAAAAUCAAUAUUUUGUUGUUUGAAAUUAUUCAAUAUUUAACAUGAACAAUGUACUGCUAUUUAAAACCCUGUUACCCUUUUUGCUAUUUCAGAUUUUACUUAAUUUAUUGGUUUUAAAUCCUUUUAUUAUAUAUAUAUAUGUACGCGUGUUAUAACGUAUGAGUGUGUACGUGCCAUGUUUAGUAUAUGAAAGUGCUGAUCCCCGUCAAUCAGAGAGGAGCGAAUUAUCGAUUGGGACAGUGACACACGAAAACCAUAUGAGCAGUCUUGAGUACUAAUCUGUCCUGCUUCUGCCUAGCUCAGUCAGUUAAGAUCAGAACACCAAUAACAGCCUCUGAAAUAUGAAUCAUUAUUCACAAACAUAAUGGGUUUAUAUACCAAUCAAACAGACUACAUCGUACCAUAAAAUUGAAAAUAACAUUUGUA
Molecule: messenger RNA, 7033 nt
Organism: Schistosoma rodhaini
Lineage: Eukaryota; Metazoa; Platyhelminthes; Trematoda; Strigeidida; Schistosomatidae
Source: the annotation of a GenBank genome assembly